UUUAUUUAUUAUUUUUUAAACAUUUUAAGAGAAAAUUGAUGCCACCCAAACAAUUACAUACUAUAAUUGGGAAUAUUCCAUCCUUUAUUUGUCAAUUCAGUUAUCCAUUUGAUCUUUAAAAACAUCACUGAGGUCUGUAAACUUUAAAACUUCAAGGCCCCCAUCGUCUUUACUAUUAUUUACAACGUCUUUUAUUGUUAUAAAUAGUGUUUCUUUUCUUUUUCUCCCUCCAAAUAAAAUCACACAGAAUCUUAUCCAAUUUCCUGACAACACUUUGUUGGAACUUUAACGCGAUAACAAGCGUGAGCCAAUCCGACGCCGUUUCGUCAUCAAACGGCGCCAGAACCCGGAGGGUCGAUGACGCUAUUUUUGUGCGCCAGGAAACCGGCUUGUAGUUAGCACGAAAAUGAUGGUUAAUUCGUGUGGAUAUUUUGGGGAGGGAUUUUUUAAAUGUUAAUUAUUUGUAAUAUGACUGAACGUUAUAUGUAAUUAGAUUUGAUUCGUACUCAAACAAACUGGACUGUUGAAAUUUCCGCGAAAUAUAGCGGCGUCUCUUGUUUUGAUGCCUGAGAAAAGAGACAGAGAAAAGCCUUGCGUUGCGUUAUUGUCGUGAAUAAGAGACGGUGUUGCUUUCCGUUAUGAGUUAUGGCUACGGAAGAGGAAGGGGCCGGAGAGGAGGAGGAGGAGGCGGUGGUGGUGGUGGAGGCAGAGGCAGAGGAGGAGGAGGAGGAGGAGAGCGGUGGAGCUCCGACUGGGAAGCCCGGGAUGAGCAUCCCCGAGGCGGCGGAGGCCGCGGGAGACACCCGCCGCACCUGAAAGGCAGAGAGAUCGGACUGUGGUACGCCAAAUGGGGAGGACUGAAACGUGCAGAGGCCGAGAGGAAGUCGAGAGCCGUAGUUCAGAUGGACGAGUCGAGAGAGCAGCACAUCACACAGCUGCUCAAUUCGGUGCAGAGAGAACCGUCCCGUGACUACGGGCCGGCCGUCCCACCGUACCGGCAGGUGAAGCCGGAACCGAGCGGCCACAGCUACUUUGAUGGCGACGAUCCUCCAGAACAGCCGCAGAAAACGGUGAAAGUGGCUAAAAUCGAGUCGGUGAAGGUGAAGGAAGAGGAGGCGGAGAUAAAGACCGAGGUAAAAGAGGAGAUAAAGACCGAGGUAAAAGAGGAGCGCGUCGAUCGCGAUCUGGAAUACCUGGUGCAGGAGAUCGAUCGAAAGCCUUCACUGGAUGAGGAGCUGAAAAGCGAGCUUCAGAGCAAGAGACAGAAUGCUAAAUAUCUGGAAAUGCUGACGUUUCGGGAGAAGCUGCCUUCAUACAGCAUGAGAGAGGAGCUGGUGAAGCUGAUCCAGGCCAACCGUGUGGUGGUGGUGAGCGGAGAAACCGGCUGCGGCAAAACCACGCAGGUCACGCAGUUCAUCCUGGACGACUACAUCCGGCGCGGCAUGGGCUCGCUCUGCAGGGUGGUGUGCACGCAGCCCCGACGCAUCAGCGCCAUAUCGGUGGCCGAGAGGGUGGCGGCGGAGAGGGCGGAGUCUGUCGGAGAGGGGAAGUCCUGCGGAUAUCAGAUCCGUCUGCAGAGCCGGUUGCCACGGAAACAAGGCUCGGUGCUGUAUUGUACGACGGGAAUUAUUCUUCAGUGGCUGCGCUCGGAUCCGUGUUUGUCGAGCAUCAGUCACCUGGUUCUAGACGAGAUCCACGAGCGCAGCCUGCACUCAGACGUCCUCCUCACCAUCGUCAAGGACCUGCUGAGCCACAGAGACGACCUCAAGGUCGUGCUCAUGAGCGCCACGCUGAACGCCGACAAGUUCAGCAAGUACUUCGAUCACUGCCCCAUGGUCCACAUCCCGGGUCACACCUUCCCCGUGAAAGAGUACCUGCUGGAGGAUGUGGUCGAGAUGCUCAGGUUCCGGCCGCAGCAGCAGCAGGAUCGUCGUCCCCGCUUCAGGAGAGGGUUCAUGAACGGCCAAAACGUGCGUCCCGAGAAGCAGGAGAAAGAAGCAGAAUACAAAGAGAGCUGGCCGUGUUUCGCUCGCACACUCGGAGACAGGUUCUCUGACGGCACCGUCGACACCCUGGAGAUGAUGGACGAGGAUGACAAGAUCAACCUGGAGCUGAUUGUAGCACUCAUCCGCCACAUCGUGCUGAACGAAGACGACGGAGCUAUCUUGGUGUUCCUACCCGGCUGGGACAACAUCAGCAGCCUGAACGACCUGCUCAUGGCCGACCAGAUGUUUAAAUCUGAUAAGUUCGUGAUCAUUCCACUGCACUCGCUGAUGCCCACGGUCAACCAGACGCAGGUUUUUAAAAGGCCACCCGCCGGAGUCCGGAAGAUCGUGAUUGCAACCAACAUAGCAGAAACCAGUAUCACUAUAGACGACGUGGUGUACGUGAUCGAUGGAGGCAAAAUUAAGGAAACUCACUUCGACACGCAGAACAACAUCAGUACGAUGACGGCAGAAUGGGUGAGCCUCGCCAACGCCAAGCAGAGGAAGGGGCGCGCCGGCAGGGUGUCUCCAGGUAAAUGCUAUCACCUGUAUAACGGCUUGAGGGCGAGUCUGCUGGACGCCUACCAGCUCCCUGAGAUCCAGCGCACACCGCUCGAGGAGCUCUGUCUGCAGAUUAAAAUCCUGAAGUUGGGCCCAAUCGCAUCAUUCCUGAGGAAGACUCUGGACCCUCCGUCAGACAGAGCCAUCGAGCUGGCUAUCACUCACUUAAUGGAUCUGAAUGCAUUGGACCGGAAUGAAGAGUUGACCCCAUUGGGUUUCCACCUGGCCCGUCUGCCCGUGGAGCCACACAUCGGAAAGAUGAUUCUGUUCGGCGCUCUGCUCGCCUGCCUGGACCCCGUGCUGACCAUAGCAGCUAGCCUUAGCUUUAAAGACCCGUUCUUCAUACCAAGGGGAAGGAAAAAAAUCGCCGACCAAAGAAGAAAAAUCCUGUCCAAAAACACCAAGAGUGACCACCUGACUGUAGUCAACGCCUUCCAGGGCUGGGAGGAAGCGAAGAGGCGGGGCUACAGGUGCGAGCGGGAAUACUGCUGGGACAACUUCCUGUCAGCCAACACGCUGCAGAUGUUACAGAAUAUGAAAGGACAGUUUGCGGAGCAUCUCUUGGCCGCUGGGUUUGUGAGCAGUAAAGACCCAAAACAUCUCGGCGCCAACAUCAACUCCGAAAACGAGAAGCUCCUGAAGGCAGUCAUCGUGGCCGGCUUGUAUCCCAAAGUGGCCAAGAUCCGGCCGAGCCCGCACAAGAAGAGACCCAUACCAGCGAAGGUGUACACCAAAGCUGACGGGAAGGUCUGCAUACACCCGAAAUCUGUCAACUCCGAGGAGACGCAGUUCCACUACACCUGGCUCAUCUAUCACUUGAAGAUGAGAACCACCAGUAUCUUUCUGUACGACUGCACAGAGGUGUCUCCAUUCUCGCUCCUCUUCUUCGGGGGUGAUAUCUCCAUCCAGAAGGACAAAGAGCAGGAGACCAUCGCCGUGGACGAAUGGAUCGUCUUUCAGUCUCCGGCUCGCAUCGCUCACCUGGUCAAGGACCUGAAGAAGGAGCUGGAUCUGCUGCUGGAGGAGAAAAUCAAGCGGCCCCGCCCCGUGGACUGGAGCGACCGCGCCUCGAAAGACUGCGCCGUGAUCUCGGCCAUCGUCGACCUCAUCACCACGCAGGAGACCGCGACGUCUUCGCAAGAGCCGUACAGGAAAAGCCACCAGCACUGGGACUAGAAGCUGACGCUCGUACCGAGGGUCCGAUCGAAUCCGAUCGAUCCGUCUCGGCAGAUGUUCUCACCGUAAAGUUCUCGCCUAUACCGUAGUGCUGUUGAGUUCUCCAUGCUGAUUGGCCAGAAGGGGUUGAGUUGAAUUUUCUCUAAGAGCAGCUCUGAUCAGUAGUGCAACCGCACUGUAAUUGCAGGUUUAUAUAUAUAUAUAUAUAUAUAUAUAUAUAAAUAAAAAUGCACGCGUUUUAAUAUGGUUUCUAUAGUAACACCUCGUAUGACGUUCUCUCCGUAUAAACGUAUCGUGGAAUUGUCGAUGUUGAUGAGUAAGGAGUUUACCAGUGAUGGAAGGAGUCUCCAGUGUCAGGUAAAGCCCUGACUUUAAACACUCACCCCGUCUACCAUCGACGAGCGACUUCCGAGAAAUUCCGCUUAUUGCCCCUUUAACUUUAAGGACUGGCCGGUGAGUGUCUCAUCUUCACAACCCACGUGUGUUUAGACCUGCAGUUUAUACGUAAAUCUUCCCGGCAGGACUGACCCACUCACGAGACUCACUAGAAUUAUUUCUUUGCUUCUUUGUGUGUCACAAUUUCUAUUUUUACGUUUGCCUUUGCACCGUUUCACCCCCCUCCCCCUCCCCCUCCCCCUCCCCCUCCUUCAGCUAC
Messenger RNA from Ictalurus furcatus (blue catfish), 4377 nucleotides. It is a transcript of the gene dhx36, whose product is annotated as DEAH (Asp-Glu-Ala-His) box polypeptide 36. Gene Ontology annotation, cellular component: cytoplasm; nucleus; intracellular anatomical structure. The record is from RefSeq and is a predicted model, not a curated record. Lineage: Eukaryota; Metazoa; Chordata; Actinopteri; Siluriformes; Ictaluridae. Gene Ontology annotation, molecular function: G-quadruplex RNA binding; ATP binding; DNA helicase activity.